Fragaria vesca subsp. vesca is the source of this 1765-nucleotide messenger RNA. RefSeq lists its product as uncharacterized. Lineage: Eukaryota; Viridiplantae; Streptophyta; Magnoliopsida; Rosales; Rosaceae. The coding region runs from base 84 to 1586 and encodes 500 amino acids. The record is from RefSeq and is a predicted model, not a curated record. Gene Ontology annotation, molecular function: acetylglucosaminyltransferase activity. The transcript is spliced from 3 exons.
UUUUGCUAUUUGAUUCGAAUAAGGGUGAAAAAGUUAGGGUCUUGGAGAUUCUGUGAAAGAAGAUGAACCGAUAAGUAAAAGAAAUGAGUCCGAGCCGAUUAGAGCAGCAGAAAGCACCGAACGUGGUAUCAUCGCCGGGAAAAACCAAAGGUUUAUUGGUACGCUGCAUGCGCGUGGGCCUCGUUCUCUGUCUGAUCGCUUCAAUCUCAUUCGCCCUAAGCUCCGCCUUCCCCAACCGAACCCUCACCUCUAUCUCCUCCUUCUCCACCACCGAACCAGCCACCAACAUCUCCCACCUUCUCUUCGGUCUCGGCAGCUCCGUCGACACGUGGCGCGGUCGGAGCAACUUGACCGAAACAUGGUGGAACACAACCACCACACGUGGAUAUGUCUGGCUCGACACGAAGCCCGAGAGUAGCUUACUCGACGUGUUGUCUUGUAUCCCUUACCGGGUGUCGGAGAACUGGACCGGCUUCAGGUACAGCCACUCGCAGGCGGAGGUCAGGAUUGCCCGGAUUGUCGUGGACAGCUUUAACCUGCGGCUGCCGGACGUGAGGUGGUUCGUGAUGGGAGACGACGACACGGUAUUCUUCCCGGAGAACUUGGCCUCGGUGCUUUCAGGGUACGAUCAUAAUCAGAUGUACUACAUUGGUGGGAACUCGGAGAGCGUCGACCAGAAUGAGAUGCAUGCCUACGACAUGGCGUUUGGCGGCGGCGGGUUCGCCGUCAGCUACCCUCUGGCGGCGCGUUUGGCGGAGCAGAUGGAUGGGUGUUUGGAUAGGUAUUUCAAUAUGUACGGCUCUGAUCAGAGGGUGUGGGCCUGCAUGAUCGAGAUCGGCGUGCCGCUCACCAAGCUCAGUGGUUUCCACCAGUUUGACAUCAGAGCUGACUCGUAUGGUAUUUUAGCGGCUCACCCGUUAGCACCACUAUUGUCCCUUCACCACAUUGACGCAUUGGAUCCCAUUUUCCCCACCCAGACCCAGCUAGAGUCAGUCAAGUCCCUCGUCCAGGCAUACCGAGUCGACCCGCCUCGGAUCCUACAACAGAACUUCUGCUACGACCGGAGGCGUAGAUGGACAGUGUCCAUUUCAUGGGGCUUCACCGUUCAGAUCUACCCCUUCUUGCUGUCAGCUCUUGAACUUCAAACGCCAUUGCGGACAUUCAAGACAUGGCGGAAACGGGAAAAUGGACCCUUCACGUUCAACACCCGAGCCGUGAGUUCCGACCCGUGUGAGCAGCCGAUCACUUAUUUCUUGGAGGAUGUUAAGGUAGACGGCAAGAGUGGAAAUACUUCGACUACUUACAAGAGGUUUGAUGACAAGGAUGGGAAAGUUUGGAAUACUUUGAAUGCUUACGAGAGGUUAGUAGGUCGUAAAGCAAAGAAAUGUAAAAGGGCAGACUAUGUCGAUGCAAUGGCAACAGAGAGGAUCGUAGUCGUCUCAACGAAGAUGGAUCCUCAGUACUGGGCACAGGCUCCGCGGAGACAGUGCAGUGAGAUUGAGGAUCAUGAAAGCACAAGUGACGGAACAAUGUUGAUUAGACUUAGGAGAUGCAGACCCUCCGAAUCUAUAACACUAGAGGGUUAAUCAGUCGGGAACUCAGGAUGGAGAGCUGGGUGGUUACAAUACUCUAGGCGAGAAAUGUUUCUUUUUUGGGUGAUUAGCACAUACUGUUUAUAGAGAUUAGCAACCACAAACAAUUGUUGCACUUCUGUAACUAUUCAAGUACCAUCAGUAUGAUCGAGGGUUAGAUUAGGCCACAAUUG